CACUGCAGCCUGUGCGUCGCCCAGAUACCUCAAGCGUCGGGGAGAGAGGACCUCUUUUGGUGUUUUGGGAGAAGGCCGUCGUGUGGUUCUCGUGAUCCUAGCGGGGACGAGAGAGAGGUGGCCGACCUGUCAGCUUUCCACUGCUCGCGUGAUUGCAUUGCCUGUAGGUUCCGUCUACCCAGCCAUUGGUGCAGGUGGGUCUGCCUGUUAUCCGCUAUGCCGCUGCCUGUUGCAUUGCAGACCCGCUUGGCCAAGAGAGGCAUCCUCAAACAUCUGGAGCCCGAACCAGAGGAAGAGAUUAUUGCUGAGGACUACGAUGAUGACCCUGUGGACUAUGAGGCCACCCGGUUGGAGGGCCUGCCACCAAGCUGGUACAAAGUGUUUGACCCAUCCUGUGGGCUCCCUUACUACUGGAAUGUGGACACCGACCUCGUAUCCUGGCUCUCCCCGCAUGACCCCAACUCCGUCGUUACCAAAUCUGCCAAGAAACUCAGGAGCAAUAAUGCAGAUGCUGAGGAGAAGCUGGAGCGUGGCCACGAGAAAUCAGACCGGAACCAUGAGAAGCCAGACCGGAGCCACGAGAAGUCAGACCGGAGCCAUGAGAAGUCGGACCGGAGCCAUGAGAAGUCUGACAGAGAUCGAGAACGUGGUUAUGACAAAGUGGACAGAGAGAGAGACCGGGACCGGGACCGGGACCGGGACCGCGGGUAUGACAAGUCAGACAGGGAAGAGAGCAAGGAGCGGCGCCAUCAUCGCAGAGAGGAGCUGGCUCCCUACCCCAAGAGCAAGAAGGCGGCAAGCCGGAAGGAUGAAGAGUUAGACCCCAUGGACCCCAGCUCCUACUCGGACGCGCCUCGGGGCACGUGGUCAACAGGACUCCCCAAGCGGAAUGAAGCCAAGACGGGCGCAGACACCACAGCAGCGGGGCCGCUCUUCCAGCAGCGUCCCUACCCGUCUCCGGGAGCUGUGCUCCGGGCCAAUGCUGAGGCCUCCCGAACCAAGCAACAGGACUGAGCCUCCCCAUCACCCCACUGCCAUCCCCGGGGUUUUUAAUAAAAGCUUUUCAAUGGAUCGUG
This is a messenger RNA of Canis lupus familiaris (dog), 1076 nucleotides long. RefSeq names its product polyglutamine binding protein 1 (gene PQBP1). The transcript is spliced from 8 exons. Bases 217 to 1014 code for a protein of 265 amino acids. Gene Ontology annotation, molecular function: ribonucleoprotein complex binding; protein binding. The record is from RefSeq and is a predicted model, not a curated record. Gene Ontology annotation, biological process: alternative mRNA splicing, via spliceosome. Gene Ontology annotation, cellular component: nuclear body; cytoplasm. NCBI's taxonomy places the organism in Eukaryota, Metazoa, Chordata, Mammalia, Carnivora, Canidae.